Messenger RNA from Ambispora leptoticha, 2100 nucleotides. Lineage: Eukaryota; Fungi; Glomeromycota; Glomeromycetes; Archaeosporales; Ambisporaceae. The record is from the annotation of a GenBank genome assembly.
AUGUCUACGUCAAAGUUAUCAAGCGAAACACCACCAAUAAUUCCUUCCACUCCUAAUAAUAUCUCUCUAAACACACCAACCACGCCACAUGUUACUUUCAAUGAUGACAAAGCCGAAAAACGACGUCGACGCGAAUCUUUAUUGCAACGAAAGAAACUUUUAACCCCAAAGCGGUCAGCUGGAAGCCAACCCUCCUCUUCUAAUUCGAUGUUAUACCCUCAUUAUCUUUCGAUUUCUCCAAUGCCAAAAAUAUCAAUGGAGCAAAUGCAUGUCAAUUUCGAGGAAUGGUUGAAAAUGGCCACGGAUAAUAAAAUCAAUGCACAUAAUAGUUGGAAACUUGAGUUAAUUGAUUAUUUUUAUGAAAUGAGUAUAUUGAGAGAAGGAGACUCGAUUAAUUUUCAAAAAGCUUCGUGCACCUUGGAUGGUUGUGUAAAGAUUUAUACAUCACGUGUUGAUUCGGUCGCUACAGAAACUGGGAAGUUGUUAAGUGGUUUAACUCAGAAUAAUGUAACCUUUAAAGAUGAAAAUGACGACGACGAAGAUAUUGAGAAUGACGAAUUCGAUAAGCCAAGAUAUCGAGCUCGUCGUUCUUCUUACAAAAGAUCAUCGAUAUUAGAAUCUACUCUAGUUAAAGAAUUUUCUACAUUGAAGUUGAAGAAAUAUGAAUUGGAAUUUUCCGUUGAUCCUUUAUUCAAGAAAACUUGCGCAGAUUUUGACGAAGGGGGCGCUAGAGGGUUGUUACUUAAUCAUUUAUCUAUAAAUUCUGAUGGACAAAUUAUUCUUGAUUCUGGCGAUUCUGUUGCUGACUUGGAUAAAUCAAAGAAUAUUGACGAUAAUGAAGAAAUCAAUAAAGAUAAAAAUCGAGAAGAGAAAAUGAAUUUGUCCAAACUUCGUGCUGAAUAUCGUGAAAAUCUCUUACAAAUAUUUGAUAAAGACAUUUGUAUGUCAUUAAAAGACUUCGAAUUUCCAAUAAUAGAAGAAGCCGAAACUAAAUUAAAUACACGACAAAGCGACAUUAACAAUGAAAAAAUUUAUAACAACGAAUGUAUUGACGUGUUAAAAGAUAAUGAAGUUGAACUUGAAAAUAAUUAUAAUAAAGCAGAAACAAAUAAAUUCUAUGAAUAUACAGAGAGCGGUGUUUAUUCUCAAGAUUAUGACGUUCUCGAAGACGAUAUUCCAGAACAUGCUACUAGUCCAAAAAAUCCAAUUUCCGAUUAUUUUUCAUAUUUUGACGCGUCGGUUUCUCGUAGUUGGAUGGGACCAGAACAUUGGCAAAUUAGACGUUUAAAUAAUAAAGGAAAACAAUCUGUAAAACAAAUAUCAAAAAUAAAAUCGAGACGGGGAAAACAACAGGAAGAAUCAUUUAUUGACUUUAAAGAUAAAAAUGAUAUUGAAGAGCAUGUUUUAUUUUCUAAAAGUGCUGGUUCCUCCACCGCCAUAAAUCUCCCUAGGCAUGAAGAUGCUAAUAACAACCAUUUGCUUCCCGAUGAUAUGCAAAUUACUUCUCAACGUCUGUUGCAGUUAUUCAAUAAGCGGAAAUAUAAGCUGACGAAUAGAAUGCAAUAUGAUGACGGACAUCCAGAGGAUUUAUUGUUAUUAAAAGAUAAUAACGAAACAAAAAAUUUCUGCGAAAAAGAGGAUGAAAUGGAAAUAGGAAUAAUGAACGAAUAUAAUAUAGAAGAAAUUGGAGGAAGGAAUGGUUAUGAUCGAGAAAGCGAUGACGAAAAUUUUUCUCCUCCUCCAAAAACAAAAAUUAACGAUAAAUCAGCAACAAGAACCAUCAAGUUUGCUAAAUACGCGAAUAAAGUCGAUGUUCGAAAGUUAAAAGAAAAUCUUUGGAAAGUCAUGACAACAAUAAAUGAUCAGAAUUUUAGCGUAAACAGCGUUAAUGCACAGCAGAUCGAAGGAGAAAAGAAAUUCACUGAUAUAAUGAACGAUCUAAAACUAUUAUAUCCAGCACGGAUGCUCAAAGAUAUCUCGACGUCGUUUUGUUUCGAUGUUUACAUCAUGAAACAUCAUGAAGUGAUAGAGAUAGAUCUUUUGUCAAACAAUGAUAACAAUAAUGAUGCAUUUAGUCUAAUUUGUUAUAAUUUGCUAUGA